Falco peregrinus (peregrine falcon) is the source of this 6984-nucleotide messenger RNA. RefSeq names its product GRIP and coiled-coil domain containing 2 (gene GCC2). Lineage: Eukaryota; Metazoa; Chordata; Aves; Falconiformes; Falconidae. Gene Ontology annotation, cellular component: Golgi apparatus. The coding region runs from base 46 to 5217 and encodes 1723 amino acids. The record is from RefSeq and is a predicted model, not a curated record. The transcript has 23 exons. Gene Ontology annotation, biological process: late endosome to Golgi transport.
CCCCCCCGCCCCGCCGGCUGGGCGCCGCGCUACCGGCGUGCGGGGAUGACGGAGGCGGAAGUGGGUCGGGGGGCGUGUAGCGGGGCUGACGGCGGCGCCGCGCUCUCCCCGCCCCUGCAGGCAGCCGGCCCCGCCAUGGAGGUGCAAGAUGCUGGGCAGGAGAUGGUGGCGUCUUCUGUCACGCCAGUAUCAGGCAAAUCAAAGCUGGACACAUUGCCCAAAGAAUAUGUCAUCAAGUUUGCAAAAAAACAAGUGAUGCUUUUACAGAAAGUGAAGUUAAGAUGUACAGAACUAGAGAAAGAGAUUGAAGAACUCAGAUCUAAAGCAGCUACUGGAGGAGCUGAUGAUAUUAUUCAGGCUCUCACAGAAAGACUGGAUGUUGUACUUCUGGAAAAAGCUGAAAGUCAGCAGCAGUGUGUAGCUCUGAAAAAGGAAAAUAUUCAAAGAAAGCAAGAAGCAGAGGCUGCAGUGGCUAAGACAGAAGAAUUGCAGAAGCAACUGGAGCAAUCAAGUCUUGACUCUCUGAAAGAAAUAGAAGCUCUGAAGAGUGAAUUAGAAAAUGCACAAAGUAAACACAAUGAGGACAUAACAAAGCUGAAAAUGGAAUUAGAGGAACAAGUGAAGAAACAAAUGGGGCUGGUAGAACAGAUCAAUUGUCAUAAUGAUAGUCAAAAAGAAGUUAAAAGAUUACAAGAUGAUGUCCAAAGAAUUAAAUCUACUUAUGAGGAGCAAAUUUUGUGUUUGAGCAAGCAAUUGGAAACGGUGAAUGAAGACAAAAACAAAGAAGUGACAAAUCUGCAAGAAACUAUUAAAAGCAGCUCUCAGUGUUACCAUAACAAAAUCAAAAAUCUGAAUGAAGAGCUUAAAAAAUUAAAAAUUGCCCAUCAGGAAGAGGUGUCAGAGUUGAUGCAUCAGAUUGAAAUAUCAUCUAAAGAAAAUGAAGAAAAGCAAAAUCAGAUAGAUCAGUUACAGCACAGUUUAGCAGAGGAGAGCCUAAGAAGAGAGAAAAAAGCAAAGGAUGAAAUGUCUGCUCUUGCUGACCAGCAUGAGUAUGACUUGGAGCAGCUGAGAAAAGUCUUAAAUAAAAAUGUAGAUAACAAGAUAGAUAUUGUAGAUACUCGAGAAGAACCUUGUGUAGAAGCAAAAAUGGAAGAAAAGGUUAGGCACCUGGAGAAUAGUUUAGAAGAGCUCCAAUCCCAACACAGUAUAUUAAAAGAUGAGUUAACAUACAUGAGUAACGUUAAACUGGAACUGGAAGAGGAAAUCCAUCGCAUAAAGGAUGAGUACUUUCAUGAGCGGGAAGACUUGGACUUUAAGAUAAAUGAAUUGCAGCUUACUAAAGAAGAUUACUGUUGUGUAAUUGAAAAACUAAAGUUGGAGCUUCAAGCAGCAAGACAGCACUGUGAAGCUGUUGUAAACGAGCAUAAGCUAGAGACUCAAACUCUAAAAGAGCAACAUAAGAGAGACAUUUCUGAACUAAAUGAAACUUUAUUAUCUGGGUCUGAAAAAGAAAAGAUGGCAUUAGUUUUUGAAACACAGGAACUAAGAGAACAGCUUGAAAAGCUAACUCAGGAGAAAGAAGAAGCAGUGUCCAAUUACAACAGCCUGAGAGAAACAAUGGAAACUCUACAGACUGAGCUAGGGGAAUCUGCUGGAAAGAUCAGCCAGGAGUUUGAAUCAAUGAGACAACAGCAAGCUUCUGAUGUCAGUGAACUGCAACAGAAACUCCGGGCUGCUUUCAAUGAAAAAGAUGUUCUUCUUGAAACUGUGAAUUGCCUCCGGGAAGAAAUAGAAAAACUGUCAUCUAAUCAGCCAGAGGUAGAAGAACUUCAGUGUAAAAUUGUUAGUCUUCAGGAGGAGAAUAACACAAUAACAAGCUACAUCAACCAAAAAGAGACUGCUAUAAAAGAACUGGAAGAGAAGAUCAUUGUUCUUACUGAUCAAAACAAGGGUAUUUUAAAUGAAGUAAAAUGCUUGGGUGAAGACAGAGAAACCCUUCAGGAAAGGUGCAAGCAAGAACAAGGAAAAAAUCAGGAACUUCAGAAAGAAGUGGAUGUUGUUAACCAGUACAAUAGCGACCUGAAGAAAAAAGUGGAGGAAUUAACAGAGAGACUGAAUGAAGCUUUAACUAGGAAGAGUGAAAAUGCACAAAUGCUAGAGCAACUGGAAAACCAGGUUGUAUCCCUGCUGCAUGAAAGAGAGAACCUUUCAUGUGAAGUAUAUACUCUUCAUGAGAAAAAUAAGAAAAUAAUUCAGGAAAAAGGUGAAUUAAGUGAAGAGCUGGCAAAGAUUACCUCUGAAAAAGAUGGUUGGCUAGUGUUGAAAGAACAGUCUGAAAACUUAGAAAAGAAACUGCAAAUGUUGAAUGCAGAAAAAGACCAUUUAUCAACAUUACUUGAAAGUGAACAAGCACACAGAUCUCUUAUAAGAACCCAGCUGUACUGUUUACUUGAGCAAGUGGGUUCCAGUGUUUUAGAUUCUAACGAAGAACAUGAUUCUCUUAACUUGUUAGAAAUUGCAAAUGAGUACUUGUCAAAAACUAAAGAAGAGCAGUGCCUUGCUAAACAGUAUGAGGAAGAAGUUCUUCAUCUGCAGCGGGAAGUUGGGAGACUGGAAGAAGAAAAUGCAGCUCAAUAUACAGAACAUAGAUCCCUGAUUGAGGAUUUUGAAAAAGAAAAGGAUCUCUUGAGAGAAGAAUUGGAAGGAGUGUUGUCUGAAAAAGCAGCACUUCAACAUGAUAUCCAGGAGCUGAAGAAUGCCAGUGAAAAAGCAAGGACUGAAAAUCAAGAUCUUCUAGCUAAUAUUGAAGAGAUCACUCAAAAACUUGCUUUUUGUGAAAGUCAAAUACAAGAACAGCAAAAAGGAUCAGAAAAACAAGAUGACUUAAAUUUCAUUCUGGAACAAAAGGAAACUGAACUUAGAAAUGUGAAAGACGAACUGAGUUCUCUAAAGAAUUUGAUGGAGGCAGAGACUGCGAAAACUCAUCAACAGUCUGCAGUAGCAGAGCUUCAAGAAAAAAUUGGAAGACUGGAAAAAGAAUCUGCAGAAAAAGGAGAGAAGCUAAAUAAAAUUAAGGUUGUUGCUGUGAAAGCAAAGAAAGAAUUGGAUGCUAGCCGAAGAGAGACGCAGACUCUGAAAGAAGAGUUGGAGUUGGUUCGAUCAGAAAAAGAUCAGUUGUCUGCUUCAAUGAAAGAUGUCAUUCAAGGAGCUGAAAGCUAUAAGAAUCUUUUGAUGGAAUAUGAUAAGCAAGGAGAACAGCUGGAUUCUGAAAAAAGCAGAGCGAAUAGUCUUGAACGUCAGAUAGAUGACCUCACAAGACAGCUACAGGUGUCAUCCCAGCAGCAUGAUCAGUUACACUCUGCUAAUGAAGACCUUCUGGCUCGUGUUGAAACACUGCAAUGUAAUUCUAAGAUGCUGGAAACUCAGAUACUGGAGAUGCAAAGAGCCAAGGCAAAGGCUGACAAAGAACUAGAAGCUGAAAAGCUUCUAAAAGAACAGAAAACAAAGGAACAUACUGGUGCUCUCCGAGAAAUGGAGGAGCUUCAGAUGCAACUUCAGAAGGAAAAGAAACAUCUGCAGAAAACCAUGCAAGAACUAGAGCUGGCCAGAAAGGAUGCUCAGAAAAGUACACUGAUGGAUAUGGAAAUAGCUGACUAUGAAAGGCUAGUAAAAGAACUUAAUCAGAAGAUUACUGAUAAAGACAACAGAAUAGAAGAUCUUGAGCAAGAGACAGGGAUUCAGAAACAGAAGCAAGAGACCCUACAGGAAGAAAUAAAGUCACUUCAGUUAACUAUGCAACAGGAUGAGGAAAGAAAUGCCAAGAUAAAACAACUCCUGGUGAAAACCAAGAAAGAACUGGCAGAUUCAAAACAAGCUGAAAAUGACCAUCUAAUGUUGCAGGCAUCAUUACAAGGGGAACUGGAAGCCAGUCAACAACAAGUGGAAGCCUAUAAGAUUCAAGUGGCUGUACUAACAUCAGAAAAGCAUAAAGUUCAGGAACACCUGCGAACUUCUUCGGAGCAACACCAGCGUAUGUUGAGUGCCUACCAACAAAAAAUUGCAACCCUGCAAGAAGAGUGCAGAGCAGCCCAGGCUGAACAAGCAUCUAUUACAUCUGAAUUUGAGAGCUACAAAGUUCGUGUUCAUAAUGUUCUAAAACAGCAAAAGAAUAAAUCUGUUUCUCAGACAGAAUCUGAAGGAGCCAAACACGAAAGAGAACAGUUGGAAAUGGUGAUAGAUCAACUUAAAGUUAAGCUGCAAGACGCUCAGCAUAAUUCACAGAUAAAUGCAUCUGAACUCCAGGCAUUGCAGUCUGAACAUGACACCCUGCUGGAAAGACACAAUAAGAUGCUGCAAGAGACUGUUGCAAAAGAGGCAGAGCUCCGUGAAAAGCUCUGCACAAUACAAUCUGAGAACAUGGUCAUGAAAGCAGAGCAUGCCCAGACUGUGAGUCAGCUGACAGCCCAGAAUGAAGCUCUCCGGAACAAUUUCAGAGAUCAAGUCAGGAACCUGCAAGAAGAGCACAGGAAGACAGUAGAGACUCUUCAGCAGCAACUCUCCAGAGUAGAAGCUCAGUUCUUCCAACUCAAGAGUGAACCAAGCACUAGAGGUCCAACUGUUUCAAAUCCAGCAAUGAAGAACUUAAGAGAACGGCAAAACACUGACCUUCCUGUUCUCGAUGUGCACACUGUAGCUAGGGAAGAGGGAGAAGGCAUGGAAACAACAGACACAGAGUCUGUUUCUUCAGCCAGCACCUAUGUACCAUCCUUGGAACAACUUCUAAACUCCCCAGAAGCAAACCUUGAACCGUCUCAGUGGCAAACAGAACUUAGCAAGGAUGAACUGAUUCAGAAACUAAACACAACAGCGAAGAGUGCUGAGCACUUGAAUGAAUUGCUUCGUGAAUCAGAAGCAACCAAUGCAAUCCUAAUGGAACAGAUAAAGCUUCUUAAGAGUGAAAUACGAAGAUUGGAAAGAAAUCAAGAGAGAGAAAAGUCUGUGGCUAAUUUAGAAUACUUGAAGAAUGUUCUAUUGCAGUUCAUAUUUCUAAAACCAGGAAGUGAGAGAGAAAGGCUGCUCCCAGUAAUAGACACCAUGUUGCAGCUCAGCCCUGAAGAGAAGGGGAAGCUAACUGCAAUUGCCCAAGGUGAGGAAGAGAGUUCCUCACGGCCCUCUGGGUGGGCCUCAUACCUUCACAGCUGGUCGGGACUUCGAUGAGACAGUGGGAACACUCAACUUCUAAACACAUUCCACAGUGGCAAAAGAGAAAUCUUAAUGUAGAACAACAAUCUGUUGGUGUUAUAGCACUGAACUACAGGGUUUUAUUUCUGUGUGUUAUUUUCAGCUUUUGGGGCUCUUCUAAGAAAGAAGCCUGCGGUAGCUCUGAAAGACUGUUGUAUAUUAUGCUCUGACAGCAGUUCAACUAUUUCUCUUGUAAAUGUUAAAGCUGAUGAUCAAUAGUAUAAUGAGAAAUGACAAAUUAAUUGCAAAUUGCUUGGAAACAUAAUUUGACGAACCUGUCUGUGAUGGCGCUUUUGAAUAACUGGAAUAACUAGACUUUAGACUUAAAGCAUUUUAAAGUGUUUACAGUUUCUUUAACGUAUUUUUUUCAGCUCGCUCAUCUGUAUUGUUAGUGUUAUUCUCUGCAUGUUGAAGAAAUUAAAAUUAUUUCCUCUCUGCUGAUGCUUACAAAAUGUAAGAUCAUUGGGAAACAGAAAUGGCAUUUUCUGCUUUGACUUGACUAAAUUUUUAGUCUUCGUUAUAUUUAUUUCUUUCUGCAAAAGCUGGAUUGAAAAUAUGAAGGCAGCGGUCCACAAAGUAUAGAUGGUGCCUAAAACUGUAUGAAACGCGAUGCUUGGCACAUGUAGAGUAUGGUACUGUUGUAAAGAUUAAUGGCAUCUAUGGAAGUCUUGGGAUAGUACUCCAAGAAUCGGAGGUCAUAAGUGAGCUGAAGCUUUGGGAGAAAGGGCCGAAGCUAUGGCUUUUUAACCUGAGGCUGGAAGUUUGUGUUCAAGACCAGGAAGGAAAGUUUCAUUACUGUAGUGAUGUCUGUACUUAGUAGAAGCAGUCUUUUCGUCUGACUUAGUCAUAUUGAAGACACUAAAGGAAGAAUCUGAGUCCAUAGGUCAAACUCCUAAAAAUAACUUCUGAGAGAAAAGGACGGAGCUUUUGUCAGUAGAUGCAUCUUUUAAAUAUUCUAAAGACUGAAGCUGUUAUACCCUUCUCUCUCUUCUCUGUGUUUGCACACAUCAUUUGCACAAAUCUUUUGCACAGAUGAGAUAAUCUGUGUUCCAGGUUAUUCAACAGAAAUUUAUAUUUCUUGAAGAAAAAGAAACAAUCUGCCAUAGAAUUACUACUUCUGUUACCAGCACAGCAUGUUUGUUUAGCUUCAGUCUUGUUUUCCCCUUUAUCCACCUUGCUGCAUUUCACCAUUUCACCAUCUUAAUUUUUUUGAAAGUAAUUAAAAUACAUACACAUGUGUUUAAACCCUGCUUAACCUUUCAGCCAGGGUCUUUCCAUCCCUUUCACUCAUAUUUUCAUGCUGUCUGUGCUGUUUUACAGAGAAACAUGCCCUGGUAUACAUACCAAUACUAAACAAUAUUCUUCCUUUCCUAUCUAUCUUUAGGUGAAGUUGUGGAGGUAUACUUCAAAAUUCUCCUUAGUGUGUACUAAGUGGCUUUGAAGGCAGCUUAACCACCAGUGCUUCAUUUGGCUUAUGUUAUGCCUUGGCUUCACCCAGUGCACAAUUACUUCCUCAACCAACUGCUAGUUCUACUAUUACUGGUACUGUGAAAAUACCUCCCUUAGGAGCCUUGCAAAGAGUAGCUACCACCCACAAGCUGAGAAACCAAAUGUAUGAAGAGGUAAAAGUAUAUUUGUUGUAGUAAUUUCAGAAUUGCUAGUCUGAAUAGAUGUUUUGGUUGGAAAUAUCUUUGAUGGCCUUUUCGUGUGGCCAUCAGUUCAAUAAAAUUCAACUUUACCCAA